Drosophila grimshawi is the source of this 748-nucleotide messenger RNA. RefSeq names its product snaclec echicetin subunit beta. Gene Ontology annotation, biological process: biological process involved in interspecies interaction between organisms. Lineage: Eukaryota; Metazoa; Arthropoda; Insecta; Diptera; Drosophilidae. The record is from RefSeq and is a predicted model, not a curated record. Gene Ontology annotation, cellular component: external side of plasma membrane. The transcript has 2 exons. Bases 4 to 579 code for a protein of 191 amino acids. Gene Ontology annotation, molecular function: carbohydrate binding.
AAAAUGAAGUCUCUUGGUUUCGCUCUACUCGGUUUGCUCUGCUGCACGGUGCUGGCAUGGGCUGAGGAUACGGCUAUUCAAGAUCCUCCAAUUCCGCCGCAGAACGAAACAGAGGCUCUGCCAAUAAUAAACCUUUUUACGUAUGUCGAUACAGAAGCACUUGCAGAUGCAAACUAUGGCUUAAGUCUGUAUAAGAUGAAUUGGUUUCAGGCUGAGCAAUAUUGUGCUUCUCAGGAAUUCACCCUCGCCAGCAUUCCAUCAUCUACUGAACAGGCGGCAAUAAUGGCAUUUAUUCGAGCCAAAGUCGACCCGUUUAUUUUGCCGACACUUAAUUCGGAACCAAUUUGGACCUCGGGCACAAAUCAGGCAGCAGUCAGCCAGUAUACGUGGCAUAGCUCGGGAGCCCGUGUGAGCUAUAACAAUUUCCAGAAUACUCCAAGAACCAACACCAACUAUUGCAUGACCCUAAAUGGAAUGAUUGGCCAAUGGAGCACCGAUAACUGUAGAACUGAGCAUUACUUUUUGUGUCAAAAGAAAUGCCCGUCACCAGCCACUACACCUGACGAUAAUUUGGAUUGAUUGGCUAAUGGAACACCGAUAACUGUAGAACUGAGCAUUACUUUUUGUGUCAAAAGAAAUGCCCGUCAACAGCCGGCGCAGGAGGCUAAUUCACAAUUACUCUAUCAUCCUUAGAUUUUGGUGAUGGAAAAUUGAAAAAUAUAUUAAACUAAAUAUUUGCAUUCAAAAA